AUGGAGCAAUAUUUGCUGCAGCUGCCAAAGCGUCUUGCGCAGGAAGUACGUGCCGGUAUUGCAACGGGUGACUUUACAAAUGUAAACAUGGUUUCAGGUGCGGACAACAAGCAUUUCACACUUCAUGUAAAUGGCAAAGAGUACCCAGCCAAGAUCACGCAAUUGCCAUGUAUUCUCGAGACACACAAGACUUAUGAUGAUAACUUUUUCUACAAAAGUGGGGAGAUUGGACAGAUUUUCGUGGUAACGGAUAAGGAGGAAGAGAAAAAGCUACUGGAGACACAAGAAGAAGUACCAAGUGGGAUUACACCGCCAAAUACAAACGUCAUCAAGCGUAAAUACGAGAAGACCAAGAAGACCACGCCUUUUCCGAAGCCUGAUGUCGCUCGGGUGGAAGAAGAUUUGGUAAAGAUUAUUGCUGGUGGGGUGAUUGAAGAUGUGCACGAGGAGCUGGUGGACUUCUACGAUUGGAUGGCAGAUGACGAGCAUCCAAAUGGUAUUACAGUGACAGACGAGAUGGAGCUUAUUCGUGAGCACCCAGAGUAUCUCACUCUAUCGGAAGAACAUCCGGCAAAGCAGCAGAAGCUAACGCCGCCUAGUGCAGGCAGUAGCAUAAUGCCAGGAACGGCCAACGCGUCAAUCGUAAACACACCACUUACCACCGAUGUUGGUUCCGAGGCCGAGUCACAAACUGACGGACAGGCUUCUGUGCAGCGCUCUCCGGCUUUCGCGCCGACGUCGAGUCCUAGACUCUCACCUAUGCAGCUGCAUUCAUCUACUAGUCGCGACCAAGACGAGGAAAAGGAGGUGGACAUGCUGGAGGAUGACAUUCUGGGUGACAUGGAAACGAAACCAGCCCCACCACCUCGGCAGAAGGCAUACUUGACGGACCCGGGCUACCUCAAACUAUUGCCGAUCCGAGAGCGGUUACAGAAGUCGGUACGCGAUGCCGACUGCGAUAUAAGCGGGCUCCAGGCCAAGGUCGACGCCAAUUCCAACAUCAUUGUCAAGAAUCGCUUCAAGCAAAUGCUUGAGGCAGCGCUUAAGCAGCGAGCCAAAAUUGCGACGGAGUUGGACAACGUCACAGCCGAAAUUUCUGCUUUUGAGUCGAGCUGA
Molecule: messenger RNA, 1116 nt
Organism: Peronospora belbahrii
Lineage: Eukaryota; Oomycota; Peronosporomycetes; Peronosporales; Peronosporaceae
Source: the annotation of a GenBank genome assembly